AUGUCAAUACUAUUACCUAAUAGAAUAAAAAUGAAAAUCAACUCUGCUUGUGCCUUACCAGACAAAUAUACUGUGAGACUUUUUCUUAAUAGAUUAAGAAAGAAUAUCAUCUCUCUCGUUACAUUUUCUCAACCUAAAAAUGUAGAUGAAGCUAUUGAAGCUGCUAAACAAGUUGAGAGCAGUCAAUAUUAUAAACAACAAUCUCCUGUACUAACCAAAAUAAGUGGAAAUGACGAAUUAGAACAAGUUUUAGAUUAUUAUGAGGAAGAAGAACUUAGUGAAAUUGAAGUUUAUAUGGCAGAUAGUCAAGAAGAAUACAAAAAUAUAACUGAUCUUUUAUCCCUUGACUAUAAUCCAUGGAAUGAAGAAAACUCUGUCUAUUUAACUCUUAUAUCUAAAGAAGAAUUUGAAUCUAAUCCAGUGGUAUUUCUUGCUGAGACUUCUAAAAAAAAUAUUUGGAAAAUCGAAGAUGAUCUUUAG
This is a messenger RNA of Funneliformis caledonium, 480 nucleotides long. The record is from the annotation of a GenBank genome assembly. NCBI's taxonomy places the organism in Eukaryota, Fungi, Glomeromycota, Glomeromycetes, Glomerales, Glomeraceae.